Epinephelus fuscoguttatus (brown-marbled grouper) is the source of this 2839-nucleotide messenger RNA. RefSeq names its product equilibrative nucleobase transporter 1-like. Gene Ontology annotation, biological process: transmembrane transport. Gene Ontology annotation, molecular function: transmembrane transporter activity. The record is from RefSeq and is a predicted model, not a curated record. The transcript is spliced from 13 exons. Bases 266 to 1720 code for a protein of 484 amino acids. NCBI's taxonomy places the organism in Eukaryota, Metazoa, Chordata, Actinopteri, Perciformes, Serranidae.
AAAAAGAGAAAACAUUGGGGAGGGAGGAGAGGGAGGGAACUGGUGAGGAAGAGGAAGGAAGCGCUGGCCUAUAUAAAGAAAGAGAGUGGAGCAAGAGCAGAGAGGAGUGGUUUGUGAGAACAUUUAGGUGACCAACAGAGCCUGAACUGUGCAGUGACAGGAGCCGCUUGUGUGUGUGUAUGUGUGUGUGUGCAUUUGUAUUCCCAUGCAGGUGAAAAUAUAGUGUUUGUAAAUCAUCUGCUUGUGUGUGAGUGUGUGUUGGAACAUGCCAGGGUUUGUGAACAGCUCGAAGGUGCAACGCAGCCUCACCUUUGCUACGGGUCUGGUGGAGUGUCUGUGUUUUGCUGGAGCUGUGUUCGGAUGGGCCUCGCUUGUUUUUGUCCUGAAGAAGGAGGACUACUUCAGCUCUCUGUGUGUCAACACCACAGUCAAUGCAACGCAGGUCUUAGAUUGCAGCGGACAGGAUGAGCAGUUCUCCCUUGUUUUCACCAUCGCCUCGUUUAUGAACAACUUCCUGACGCUGCCCAAUGGUUUCCUCUUUGACCAGUUUGGUACCACAGUGGCUCGUCUCUUUGGAAUAUGUCUUUACACCCUGGGUUCUUUGCUGGUGGCCUUCUCGAGUGCAGCUUUGUCAAACAUGCUCUUCCCUGCUCUCUCCUUCCUGGCAGUGGGCGGCAUCCUGUUUCUAAUGACCAACAUGCAGGUCGGAAACCUGUUCGGCUCACGUCGCUCCACCAUCAUCACUCUCUACAAUGGCGCCUUCGACUCCUCAUCAGCACUCUUCCUUGUCAUCAAGCUGCUACAUGAGGCUGGCGUCGCUCUCCGCUCUUCCUUCCUCUUCCUGUCUGUCUGUAGCUUCAUUCACCUGCUCAGGACUUUCUUCCUGCUGCCCAGAGACCACAUUCCCUACCCGCUGCCUGAUGACUACACAUACGGGAUAACCUGCGGUAAAUCAAAGAGUCUGAGCUUAGAGCAGACAGCAGCCAAUAGUAACACACUGAAGAUAACGGAGGAAACGCCCCUCAGGGAUGUCACUGUGAAACAAGAGAAGAGUUUCCGUGAGUGUUUGAUGUCCAGGUUCUUUGCGUGGCACCUGCUCUGGUUGUCUGUGAUGCAGCUCAGACAUUACCUCUUCAUCGGCACCCUCAACCCGAUGCUGCAGCGGCUGACGGAGGGAGAGCCCUCACUGGUGAGCCAGUACACCAAUGCCUUUGCUAUAACGCAGCUGUGUGGCGUGCUGUGUGCUCCCUGGAACGGCCUCAUCAUGGACAGACACAAGGGCAAACCUCGUGCUGAAGGAGUGAGCGAAAAGGAAGCAGACCUGCGGGCCUCGGUGCUUUCUCUCUUCCUGACGGCACUGCAGUGCGUGUUGUUCUCAGUGUGUGCCUCCACCCCGUACCUGCCGCUUCAGUACCUCACCUUCAUCCUGCAGGUUAUCAACCGCUCCUUCCUCUACGGCGGCAAUGCAGCCUUCAUCAGUGUGGCCUUCCCGUCGUGCCACUUUGGGAAACUGUAUGGUCUGGUCAUGGCUCUGUCUGCAGUGUUUUCUCUGCUGCAGUAUCCCUGCUUUGCCCUGGUGAAAGGCCCUCUGGAGGGAGACCCUUUAUAUGUGAACAUUGGUCUGACGCUGCUCAGCCUGCUCGCCUUCAUCCAUCCCAUUUCUGUCUACCUGCACUGUCGAAGACUUGCAUCCCAGCGAGCCAUCAAUGCCUCCUCUUAAAGUCUCAUGUCAUGUGAGACUCACUUAAAAAUGCCCUUAAUAUUACUUAAUGACACUAUUACCUCUUUGGCUUGUUUGAUUUAUUAAUUGUGCUUGUGUGGCUGUGUUGUGUUGUCGUAUGUAUCAUCACAUGCUUGUAAAGGCAUUUCAGGUUGCAGUGAAGUGUGGUUUUGGGUACAAUCUCGGUGCAUUUGCCACAUUCUCACAUAUCAUGUUCACAGCCAAACUGAAUGUAUUCAUAAUUAUUAAGAGCUUCUGGUUUACCUCUUGUAAGAUUUCCAGGAUAUAUCAUUUUAUUUUCACUUUUAGAUUAAUUUUUUUACACUCUUUUACAGUUUGAGUGUGUCACCUGAUGCUGCUGAUGAGCUUUUUGGAAACAAAUCCUCAACAGCUGCCAGCUUUGUCUGUUUUUACAGUUAAAAUUCCUCGUGCUUGCUGCUUCUGAUGACUGAGACAUGUUUUAUGUUUCUUUUUUCAUGUAAGCUCAUAUUUUAAUUUUAAUUCUGGACAUUUUUUUUUGAAUAUAUUCUGUGUCAUACUAGCCAUCUAUUACAUCAUGUUUACGGUGGUUUCACAGUACCAAAAGAUAACAAACUGUAUUGUCAAAGCUGAAAAAUUUACAGGUAAUGUUCAUGUCAGUAUUCAGUAGUAUUUUUCUCUAACUGUAUGUUUUUGUCUACCUUGAAAAUAGAGCAUGGGAUCAAGGAUGUGUGGAAGGAAAAAGCUGAAUGUAGUCAUAGUGUAAGGGACGAUUGGGGCUCAGAAUCACAAAUGUCAGUUUGUGUUGUUUUAAUGGAUCGAUCAGUGAGUGAUAACCCAGGCAGCCUCUCUGUCGGGACAAAGGUCCUGUUUGCUUGCUAACAUGGCACUGAUGUCUCUGCACUGACUGCAUGUGAGUUCACUCAGAUACAUCAAAUAGAGCAGGCGACACAGCUCUGCCAUCUGCUGGCCUCUCAGUGUAGCUCUGAGCUACUGAUGUCACUGUUGAGCCAAACAUAAACAAACAGGAGACUGAGCUCCUUUUAUGUUUUCAUUGUUUCUGACAUAUGAAGUCUCAGAUGUUCAGUGUGUCUGUGUAGUUCAGUAGGAUUCUGUUUUCCAUUAAAAAAAGGAAAUAUG